UUGAGCAUGUUACCGGAAACAAAGAAUUUUUUAAGCCUUGUUGAAACAAAAGCUUAAAUAAUUAUUAUGGUCUGAUUUACUUUGAUUACUGAUAAUAGGAUGCGCAGUUUCAACGUAUCAGUUUGUUCACUAACAUAGCUAUUUUCGGACCAUACGUACGCAUGCUUGGUCAUAGACGGAGAACUUAAUGUUAACGUGUUUAGUAUAUUAUUACGCGUUGCGAAUUGCGGAUGAAUAUUGUUGUGAUGUUUUAAAGGUGCGCAUUUUUAUCAGUCGUAACCUUGUCGCCUAAGACGACAACAUAUUUUCUAUUCGCGAAAACGUAGUAAAACGGACGUAUAGCCUUCAGCUUCAUUGUGUAAGUAAAAACAACAAAGUUCUAAUUGUUAGGGAACGUACAUGAUUAGUGUUAAGCUAUAUCCACAGCACGGAGUUAUAAUUGUUACUGUAUUAUAUAUAAAAUGAAACAGUUGUUUGACGGUUGGGAAACACCAUAAGCUAACAGUGUCAUCCAUUGAGCAGACAGUACUUGCGUUGAGGUACUUGUACUAGUGAAACAUUGUUAGAACAAAAAAGAUGGGAUUUACCAAAACGCACGUGAUUGUUUUAUUUUUAGUAACGGUGGUGAUGCUUUUAGGGGUCCGACUAUUUUAUAACGGUGAUACAAAUAGGGAUCGUUUAAAUAGUGAUUUAAUCCGUGAUGUAAGCACUGAAAAUCGGCCACUAAAAUACAAAGCAGAGGAAAUGUACAACAACAUAGCAACUCUAAUUCAGCAGAGAAAUGAUAUUUCACGUGUGUUGAAUUUGAAACAACAAAAGAUAGGUCAGAUGGAAUGUGAGGAGGCAACACAGAAAAGAGUGAGACAAAAAGUGUCUUCUACAGGCGGAUGGUGUGCACAGACUAGUGUAGAAAACUCGGGGGAACAUAAGACUGAUACAAAAUUAGUUCCAGUAUUGGCCAAUUUUUUCAGAGAUAAAUACGUAGCCUCCUUCGGAGAUGGACCAGGGCGUUAUAAACAACUUCUGUUGGAUACUGGCCUCCUCAAAGGAUACGAUGCUUAUGAUGGUGCUCCAUUCAGCGAGAAAACCAGCAAGGGGCGUGUCAGAUAUCUUGACUUGACACUCCCGCAAUACGGAUUGCCCUUAUAUGAUUGGAUAAUGAGCUUAGAAGUGGCCGAGCAUAUACCACAAGAAUUUGAGAGCAUUUAUUUGGACAAUAUAGUACGUCAUGCAAAAGAAGGUGUAAUUCUCAGCUGGGCAAAACCAGGGCAAGGAGGAUUUUCACACGUAAAUACGAGACCAUUUGAAUACGUUAAGGAUGCAUUUGAAAAGCUUGGAUUUGAACACGAUCCUGAGAACUCUGCUAAACUGAAGAAAGCAGCUUCUUUGGAAUGGCUGCAGUGGAAUACCAACGUUUACAGAAGAAAAGACAUGAGCAAUAUUGAGCAUAUCAAAACUUUAUUAACUUGAAUAAAAACCUGAUUUUAUUGGUGAAGGAUUAAUGAGUUAGUAGGCAGUGGUGAUAUAACGUAUUAUCAAACCCUUUUUGGUGAAAUAUGCAAGCAAAUGUAUUUGUUGCUUUUUUGAGUAGAGAUAUUUAGAUCAAUGAAUAUAAGGACGUUGGAAAGUGUUACGGAGGCAGUUGAAUAAUUUUAAAAUUUAUGAACGUUUGUAAGGGAAUUUAGGUACAUUUCUAAAUCUCCAAUUUACCUAAAAAGGUGUAAAAUAUUUAUAUGACUGAACUGUGAUAAAACCAUUAAAUGGGUAAAAGAAAAAGAAAACAUUCAUCAUGUUUGCAUAUAAACUGCGUUCUGUGUUUUCCGGUACGUGUAUGACAAUUACGUCAUAAUAUUGUACAAUUAGUUACAACUGCUAGUCGUCCAAAGAGCCCCGCCCGCUUAGCUCAGUAGGUAAGAGCAUUGGUCUACGGAUCGCGGGGUCGUGAGUUCGAUCCUCGGGCUGGGCGUAUUUUCUCCGUGACUAUUUGAUAAACGACAUUGUGUCCUCCACCUCGGAUUCAUGUGGGGAAGUUGGCAGUUACUUGCGGAGAACAGGUUUGUACUGCUACAGAAUCCAGGAACACUGGUUAGGUUAACUGCCCGCCGUUACAUGACUGAAAUACCGUUGAAAAAAAGGCGUUAAACCCAAAACAAACAAACAAUAGUCGUCCAAGGGUUUUGAAAGGUGCUCUUUUUAUAUUGUUCUAAAGAAUGAAUUGGGCCAUAACUCGAUCAGAUUGAGUAAAAAAAAAUUACAUAUAUAUUUAAUACAACAGCAUUUGAAAAUUUUGCAUCAAGCACCAUUACGUACAUUCUUAGGCAACUACUGUGUCAAAGAUACUGCUUUCAAUUCUAGUCCACUUCUGUCUGCUACCUCUCCUGGUCUACAUACAAUACAGAUCACAUCUGAAAAGUCUAUCUGAGUGGCCAAUUUGGCAAGAUCGCUGACUUGUUUAUGUGAGGGUUCGAAGUCCUUGUCAUAGUGGAAUAAUUUAGUCAUGUGUGAACGUCAUAUAGUUUGUUAUUAAAACUUCGAUAUUUCUAUCACAGUGUCCCCUCGUGUCUUGCUAAAUGACACGAGGGACAUUCUCUUUUAUAAAAACUGUAACUUGCAAUAAGAUUUCAGGGCUUUCUUUUAUUGCCGGAAUCAGUAAAAGUUUUAUAUCAUUCAAAAAGUCCCCAGGAGUUGUAGAUGGACAUUUUUGAACCUGAAGAGUUUGUUUUUAUUCUCAAAUUAUAUUUUCAACGGAAAAUUGUUGGUGCGUGCCUCUUUGUUGUUCAGUGCCAAUAAAGUCUUUUAUUUAAACUGUAUAUUUUCCAUUGCUAUUUAUUGUUAAUUAAUGCAUAUCAGUUUUACUGAUAAAACACUGUCGUUUACUACGCUGAAGUGUACAAUUUGUACACGAAACAUUGUAAGAACUUUUACGUCAGUACAUGCAUAACUAUUUGCAGCAAAUAGUCUGUUAUAUUUCAAGUUAUAUAUGUAUUAUAUGUAUUACCAAAAGCAAUGAUAUGCCCAGGAAAUCCAGUAAAAUUUAAAGUUCAGUCUGAAGUGUAAAAAUCAUAUUUACGCGGUUACUUUGUUUACCUUUGUUUACAAUGUGCAUGAAAAAUGUAAUUAUUUUAAAUGUGUUA
This is a messenger RNA of Mercenaria mercenaria, 3134 nucleotides long. RefSeq lists its product as uncharacterized. The transcript has 4 exons. Bases 577 to 1470 code for a protein of 297 amino acids. NCBI's taxonomy places the organism in Eukaryota, Metazoa, Mollusca, Bivalvia, Venerida, Veneridae. The record is from RefSeq and is a predicted model, not a curated record.